This is a messenger RNA of Rhodofomes roseus, 908 nucleotides long. RefSeq names its product ubiquitin-conjugating enzyme/RWD-like protein. NCBI's taxonomy places the organism in Eukaryota, Fungi, Basidiomycota, Agaricomycetes, Polyporales, Fomitopsidaceae. The transcript is spliced from 6 exons. Bases 45 to 581 code for a protein of 178 amino acids. The record is from RefSeq and is a predicted model, not a curated record.
CGAGCCGCUACAGCCACACCCUUGUGCACAGUAGAGCCCUCAACAUGAUUAAGAUAUGGAGCAUGAAGAAGAACGAGGAUGCGGCGGCGAGGAGGAAGCCAAAGACUAGUGCAGCGCAGAUCCGAGUACAGAAGGACCUCACAGAGCUGGAGCUAUCGUCAACGAUGAAGACCCACUUCCCAGAUCCUGCUGAUCUCCUUAACUUCACACUCACUAUCACUCCGGAUGAAGGCAUGUACAAAGGUGGCGCAUUUGUGUUCUCCGUGAACAUCAACACCAAUUAUCCACAUGAGCCUCCAAAGGUCAAAUGCACACAAACCAUCUACCAUCCGAAUGUUGAUCUCGAGGGCAAUGUCUGCUUGAACAUCUUGCGAGAGGAUUGGAAGCCCGUGCUUAAUCUGAACUCUGUCCUCGUCGGUCUCCAAUACCUCUUUCUCGAGCCCAACGCGGACGAUCCACUGAACAAAGAUGCCGCCGAGGAGCUGCGCAAGAAUCGGGAGCAGUUCCUACAGAACGUGAAGGCCUCGAUGCGAGGAGGGAACAUCCGAGGCGUGCAGUAUGACAAGCUCGCGGUGCAAUGAUGAGCCAGUGGCAUGGUGCCUACGGUCCGUCCUGGCUGAUCCUUGGGCGUGAGUCAUGCUCUAUGUAGCCAAGUAGCCGGUGGGGCGGAAAUGGAUUAGAGGUGUAAUAUGCUGUUCACAUAAUCUUCGUGUAUCUCUGCGCACGCACACUGUGGUAGAUCUCUCUCAUUCUCGCAUAUCUCCUUCUACAUUGCAGUUGGGUCAGUAAGCCAGCGAUGGGUCUCUCGUCUUGAAUCCACCGAGGCCCAGUAAUCGCGUGGAGGCACUGUACAUAUAUUGAGUGGACCUGUGGAUCGCACACGAUGAAUUCGGAUGACCUUGGCCUGU